Messenger RNA from Eutrema salsugineum, 1608 nucleotides. Its product is annotated as putative F-box/FBD/LRR-repeat protein At5g25850. The record is from RefSeq and is a predicted model, not a curated record. The coding region runs from base 587 to 1465 and encodes 292 amino acids. NCBI's taxonomy places the organism in Eukaryota, Viridiplantae, Streptophyta, Magnoliopsida, Brassicales, Brassicaceae. The transcript is spliced from 4 exons.
AUUGCUAAGAAGAAGAGUCUUAUAAAAAGUUGAAGUUUUUAUUUGCUUUCAAGAGGUUUCACCUCGUUCACAUCAGCCUGAGCUGAAUUUUGGGGAUUUCUGUCUGAAAUUUAUUAUUCUUCGGUUUUGUUUAUUUUUCUUACGCAGUUUUCAGAUAGUGUUGCUUAGGUUGGUCGCGAGCUAUAUGUUCGUAAUACUUAUGUCAUAUUUGUUCCUUAAACCUUUCCUCAUCUGUUGUCUACUUAUCUAAGUUAAUCAUAGUUUUUUUCAUCAUCUGUCUGUCUGCAUUUGUGAAGUUUUGGAAUAUAUGUCUCAAAUUCUUAAUUCUAGGGUUUCCGAAUAGUGAAUUUCUUAUUUUGGGAUCGUAAGCUAUAUGUUUUUCUGAAACUUUCUUUCUUCAUUUGUUGUUAUGCAGAAUAGUAACUACAGAAAGAAGACAAAUGGUUGAUAGAAGGAAAUCGAACCAGGCUCGUUUCAAAGGGUUGAGCAAAGAUAAGACAAGCGAAUUACCUGAUCCUUUGAUCUGUCAGAUACUUUGUCAUCUUCCCACAAAGGAUGUUGUGAGGACAAGCGUUUUAUCCACCAGAUGGAGGAGUUUCUGGCAUUGGACAAACUCAAGUUAACCAUUUCUGGAAAUGAAGACAAUGUAGAUGUUGCCUCUUCGUUCACCUCAUCGCUUGAUGCUGUAGUUAAGCGUAAGAUCCAAGAUCUGUAUGUUAUAUGUCUGGCAAAGUCCUAUGAGAUGCCCCCAAGCAUUUUUAACUGUGAGACACUGGUAUCCUUAAAGCUCAAUUUUGAGCCCUUUGCUAGUGCCGAGUUUGUUUCAUUACCAUGUCUGAAGACUUUGGAUUUAGAGUAUCCCAAUGAGGCCAUUUUCGGGAGACUUGUCUCCUCCUGCCCUGUCCUAGAGGAGUUAAAUAUUGUCAUAUUUGCCAUCGUUCGGGUGCUCUCUAAGUCGUUGAAGAGCCUCAGUAUAUGUAUACUCUUUAGUUGUUCAGCAGGAGUUGUAAUUGAUGCUCCUCAACUGUGCUUUUUUAGCAUCAAAUAUAAAUUAUUAGAAAGCUUUGUAAUAGUCAAUAUAGAUUCCAAAGCCAAGUUAUACCUUGAUGUUGACUUUCAAUUUAACUUUUUUUACAAACCAAUCUUUUCAUCAGACAGAGAUAGACUCCGCAGUUUUCUCCCUGUGAUUUCAAAUAUCAGGGAUAUGACAGUAUCGGAAAACACUUUCAAGCUCUUCUAUCAAUACUCGAAAUUUGAACCGUUCCCUCAGUUUGGUAACAUGUCCCGCCUGCAUGUCACUCUCUGCGUAUCCAAUUUGAUAUGGUUACCAAACUUUCUUGAGAGCUGCCCAAACUUGAAAUCCCUAACCAUGGUAUGCAGUGGUGGUUAUGACAAAAUAAAUGAAAUCAGCUUUUCAUCUGUGCCUGAGUGUUUUUGCUAUCGUCUGUCGAGUUUGUUGAGCUGAAAGACCCGAAUCGGGGAUAUGUUGCUGAAAUGGAGCUAAUAAGAUACUUCCUAACAAAUUCGGUUAUCCUCAAAACACUCACUCUGUGUUUGGAUUCUUCUUCAUCAAAAGAUGACAUCUUUAAGAAACUCCUCAAAAUCCCA